Thrips palmi is the source of this 902-nucleotide messenger RNA. It is a transcript of the gene Aprt, whose product is annotated as adenine phosphoribosyltransferase. The transcript has 4 exons. Gene Ontology annotation, biological process: AMP salvage; adenine salvage. Bases 106 to 639 code for a protein of 177 amino acids. The record is from RefSeq and is a predicted model, not a curated record. NCBI's taxonomy places the organism in Eukaryota, Metazoa, Arthropoda, Insecta, Thysanoptera, Thripidae. Gene Ontology annotation, molecular function: adenine phosphoribosyltransferase activity; AMP binding; adenine binding. Gene Ontology annotation, cellular component: cytoplasm.
AUUACUUGUUGUUUGCUUGACCAGUUGCAUAACCUAACAUUUUGGCAGACGACGUUCCAAACAAAUCCAAUUGAAGUCCAUUGACUAACUGGUAAUUUAAUCAUCAUGGAUCUAACGUCGGACCUGGAAAUCGUCAAGGCUCACAUCGCAUCCUUUCCUGACUUCCCCAAACCGGGGAUACUGUUCAGGGACAUGUUUCCAAUAUUCCGGAGUCCUCAAGCAACUGCUGCUCUGGAAAACUUAUUGGUGGAACAUGUGAAAAGUCUUAAUGACGUUGACGUUGUCGUCGCUUUAGAGUCCAGAGGUUUUCUCUUGGCGCCUUUCGUUUCGUCAAAGUUAAGACUUCCGUUGGUGCCUGUUAGGAAGAAAGGAAAGCUUCCUGGUAAGACAAGGGAAGUGGAAUUCACUCUGGAAUAUGGAACGGAUACCUUUGAAAUGCAGGAGGACAGCAUUAAGCCUGGGCAGAAAGUUGUAGUGAUUGAUGAUCUCUUGGCAACUGGAGGAACAGGCAAAGCUGCUUGCCAACUUAUCAGAGACAUGGGUGGGGAAGUGGUAGAACUGCUGGUUUUGAUGGAACUCAUAGAGCUGCAGGGGCGUAGCAACCUCCCAUGUUCUGUUCAUUCUAUUGUUCAGUUCUAAAGGCCUGAACUUGAAGCCAACUAGAACCAAGAUACCUGAAACUGUGAAUACUGUCACAUUCCAUUUUAGAACUUCCCUUAUUUGAACUAUUUGCUCAGAAAAGGCUGUGACUUUUUGUACUUUAUAUUACUACUGUUUUCCUACUCACAUUCUUUCCUGUAUGUCUCUUUGUACGUCACACUAGGGACAAAUCAGAAAUAUUGAUAAGGUCAAUGUUUUGCCCUUUUAUUUUUCAAGAAAAAAAAUAAAAACACACCUAUUUA